Messenger RNA from Cercocebus atys (sooty mangabey), 3323 nucleotides. RefSeq names its product chromosome unknown open reading frame, human C1orf109 (gene AIRIM). NCBI's taxonomy places the organism in Eukaryota, Metazoa, Chordata, Mammalia, Primates, Cercopithecidae. Bases 1070 to 1780 code for a protein of 236 amino acids. The record is from RefSeq and is a predicted model, not a curated record. The transcript is spliced from 5 exons. Gene Ontology annotation, cellular component: nucleus; cytoplasm.
CUUGGCAGCUGGCCACGCGGUGACUGCAGCGUGAGCCGCGGCCACCACACUCCAGGGAGCCCAGGACAGGAGGCAGCUCUGGGUGUUCUGGCCGUGGGCCUGGGAAUGGGCGUGUAGACCUCGAACCCCGCUGAGCCGCAGUCCUGUCGGAAGUGCUAACUGUGCAUCUUUGCAUCUGCCCACGGCCACAGGGUUGGAUUGCUCAAGGGUUGUGCUGAGACCCAGCAAGGCUAGAGGCUAGUUUCGAAGCUGUAGCUCAGGCUGAGUCUCAAGGCGGGCGACGACUGGACGGCCAGACCGGCGAGCUCUUGACAGGUUUGUGGCCUGAUUGUUUGGAUUUGGUGCUUUUCACCUGUGGAUGCGGUCUGAAGCCAUGUCAGAGGGGUUGUUUGUGUUUAACCGUGCAUGUUAUAGGCUAUGGGAGUGAUAAUCUUGCCUCUCCCCCUCUGAGUUCAGGAACAAUCAAAGAAAUAAGCAAAGGUGCCAAGCAGGCUCCUGAUGGGCACCAGCGAGCUUGGGGACAGAGCAGUCCAAGCAUAGAAACCCUGGCAAGCCUGGCCCUUCCUAGAAAGUCCUUUCUCUCUCUCUUCCACCCUGGUUUGUUGCUCCAUAUACAAAAAAUAUUUGAAUGUCGCUCUUCCGCCCAAGGUCAGCCCUGGGCAGUGGGUGGUGGGGGUGACACCCGAGUCUGCUGGGUGCCUAAGGAUCUCCAUCAGUUAGAUGGCCAAGAUGAGAGGGGACGACAACCCGUACCUCAUGUAGGCUUUCCCGCAGCAGGUGUUUUUAUGCUGGGCAAAUUGGGCUUCCAGCCUCUCGGUUUCAGGGUUUCCUUCACCCGACUCCCCAAUGUGCCCGACCUCCCUGGGCACCUAAGAUGUCCACCUGCAUCUCAGCCAGAGCUGCCACGUCAGGAGCCCGUGAUUCACUAGUUUUUGCCAGUUGGUUGUGAUACACAAUGUCAAAAGUGUCAUUAAGGCACAGCCGGAGGCGCAAGCUGAGAGGAAAAGACUCCACAGUUAAGAGGACAUGCCACCACUGCCACCCAAUUUAAACUGCUGCAGGCUGACAAAUGAGAAGUCGCCGUGUUUGGACGGUCCCAACAUCCAGUCCCAAGGAAGCUUCAAGCCGAGUGGCCAAUCCACAUGUUGGACUACAGUACCCAGAAAAGAUGACUCAAGACCGGCCUCUGCUUGCCGUGCAGGAGGCCCUGAAGAAGUGCUUCCUGGUGGUGGAGGAGCAGCAGGGCCUGUGGCAGAGUGCCCUGCAGGACUGCCAGCCCCUCCUGUCUUCCCUCAGCAACCUGGCGGAGCAGCUGCAGGCCUCACAGAACCUGCGGUUCGAGGAUGUGCCGGCGCUUCGGGCCUUCCCAGACUUAAAAGAGCGGCUGAGGCGCAAGCAGCUGGCAGCUGGUGACAUCGUCCUGGACAAGCUAGGGGAAAGGCUAGCCAUCCUCCUCAAGGUGCGAGACGUGGUCAGCAGCCAUGUGGAGCGUGUGUUUCAGAUCUAUGAGCAGCAUGCAGACACAGUUGGCAUUGAUGCUGUCCUGCAGCCUUCAGCAGUGAGCCCCUCUGUGGCUGACAUGUUGGAAUGGUUGCAGGAUAUUGAGAGACAUUAUCGAAAGUCGUACCUGAAUAGAAAGUAUCUUCUUUCCUCUAUCCGGUGGGGAGACUUGGCAAACAUCCAAGCUUUGCCCAAGGCCUGGGACCGAAUUUCAAAAGACGAACACCAAGAUCUUGUACAAGAUAUCCUAUUGAAUGUUUCCUUCUUCCUGGAAGAGUAAGGAAGCUGUGCGUAUCUGGAGACCACGGGCCCCACAGUGGAAGACUGACAUUCUAAACCCUGAUGUUUUUAAAGAAACGUCAGUAUUUCAGUCCCACGUAUUUGAAAUAUCAGUGCCUUGAACCUGAGGACUGGGUCUUGGGGAGGAUUAGUGCCUAGAUGUCUGAUGUUGGAGCUGCAGCAUGCCAGGCCAUGGCUGAGAGUAUGUGAGCCACACCUUGCCCUUUUCUGAGGCUCAGGGAAGUGGAUGGAGAUAGAGACACAGCAGGAAAGACGGUGCUGAAGAAUAUAGUGCCUUGCCUCCACUGUAGACUUGAAGAGGUGGGGAAGCAAGGACAGGAGGCAAAGAGCCACACUGCCCUUGGCAUCAUCCAGAGCAUUGUCUGGUUGACACCAGGUCCUGGUUUUGUGUCUUUUGUCAAUAUCUGAAUCCUUGACAAAAGAAAAAGUGAUUUUGAUGAUUUAAAGAAAUAAGGGUGAUUUUGACAGAAAAUAUAUUUUAAAAAUAGUGACCAAUUGCAAUAGUUAUCCUCAAGCCAAUUUCCAGAGCCUGCCACCAGGGGGAGGUGGUGCAGCAUGAAUCAUUCUGAAUGCUUUGUCUUUGAAGUGUUCCCCUAUUGCUGUUACUGUCUCAGAGGAAGUAACUGGGCAUGGUGAGACUCCUGACAUGACAGGAGGUUUUUUGGCCAAAGCUGGCAUCUGACUUGCCACAUUCCUCUGAGUCUGUAGUACCUGCAGGGGUGGGAGAACGCCAGCCCAGAGUCAGUCCAUCAGGGUUACAUUUCCAAGGCCUGCUGCCUUCGUCUAUGUAAUGGCCGUGUUACUUUCAGACCUUUCAACUUCCCAGGGUGUUGUAGAAAUCUUGGUCAUUGAAUGUAAAGGGACUUAGUAAAGGGUAUAGAUGUUUUUCAAAAAUGAAAAUAACUUUUUUUCUUGUAAGUGAUAAGCUUUUAUAAAGAUCAUAGGAAAACUAGAAAAAAAUGUAAAAUGUAGAAAAUUGUAAAACAAACUUCAUUAGAGAUAUUUUGAUAUGUAUCUUUUCAGUGUCUAUUUACAAAUUUUUUCUUUUAACGUAGAUAGGGUCUCACUAUAUUGCCCAGCUCAAACUCCUGAGCUCAAGGGAUCUUCCCACCUGAGCCUCCCAAAAUGUUGGGAACACAGGCGUGAGCCACUGCUCCCGGCUAAUUCACAAAUUUUUUUAAAGGACAAACAUGGUAUCAUCGAUACAUACUGUUAGGUUGUCUUUUUUUAAAAGCCUAAUAUAAUUUGUUCAUCUUUUUAUAAAUAUAGCUCAACACAGUUAUAUUCCUUUUGUGAAUGUAUUGUAUCUACAAUUUAUCUUUUUUCUUACAUUUUACAUGCAUUUUCCCAAAUCUUUUUGUUUUCCUAUCUGUAAAGGUAAUACAUUCUGAUUAUGAAAAUUUAAAACACUACAUAGAAAUGUACUAUUAUCUAUCUGCCAGAUAAUUAUUAUUAAUAAUGUGUAUUUAUUUUUCUAGGAAUUAAAAUCUAUCUUAUAAGUAUUGCAAAUAAAACUUAGAAAG